Messenger RNA from Rotaria sp. Silwood2, 3180 nucleotides. The record is from the annotation of a GenBank genome assembly. Lineage: Eukaryota; Metazoa; Rotifera; Eurotatoria; Philodinida; Philodinidae.
AUGGCGACAGAAACAAAAGUGAGACAAUGUUUAAAAAAAUUUGGCUUCGAAAAAUUCCGAUCUGAUAUUCAAGAAAAAGCCAUUUUAUCAAUUAUUAGUGGAAAUAGUGACGUAUUCAUAUCAUUUCCGACUGGUGCCGGAAAAUCAUUGUGUUAUCAAUUUCCUGCUGUAUACAAAGAAGAUGGUCUUUCCCUGGUUAUAUCUCCAUUACUUGCACUUAUACAAGAUCAAGUAAAAUCUUUAAAUGAUAAACAAAUCGUAGCACGUACACUUAAUUCAACAUUGAGUCAGCAAGAAAAAAAAAUUGUACUUGGAGAUCUUAUGCAACGACAACCAACAACUCGACUAUUGUAUAUAACACCAGAACUUGCUGCUACUCAAAGUUUUUUAUCAAUUAUAAAAAAAGUUCAUCAACGUAAAUUGAUUAAUUAUCUCAUUAUUGAUGAAGCUCAUUGUGUUAGUCAAUGGGGUCAUGAUUAUAGACCAGAUUAUUUAAAAUUAGGUACAUUACAUGAUGAAUUAAAUAAUGUCCCAUGUAUUGCUGUAACAGCAACAGCAUCUCAACAAGUGACUACUGAUAUUUAUAGUUCAUUACAUUUACGACAGCCUGUACUCGAAUUUAAAUCAUCUGUAUUUCGUCCAAAUCUCUUUUAUGAUGUACAAUUCAAAGAAUUACUUGAUGAUCCUUUUAUAAAUUUAUGUGAAUUUAUAGAUGAAGCAAAACGAAUUAUUACUGAUACACAAUCCAUAAGUGGAAUAAUUUAUUGUCGUACACGAGAUUCAUGUUCAGAUUUAGCUAAUAAAUUAACACAAACAGGUAAAUAUGGUUCUGUUAAAGCAUAUCAUGCUGGUUUAACAAAUGACAAACGAAUGCAAAUUCAAAAUGAUUGGAUGAAUGGUUUAAUAAGUAUCAUAUGUGCUACGAUUAGUUUUGGUAUGGGUAUUGAUAAAGGUGAUGUUCGAUUUGUUGUUCAUUGGGAUUUAGCUAAAUCCAUAUCUGGUUAUUAUCAAGAAUCUGGUCGAGCUGGACGUGAUGGAAAACGUUCACAUUGUCGAAUGUAUUAUUCUGCACGUGAACGUGAUACACAAUUAUUUCUUAUUAAUCAAGAAAUAAAUGAUAAAAAAAUUGCUGAUGAACAAAAAACAUCUAUGCUUAAUGGUUUCAAUUCUCUUGUUCAAUAUUGUGAAGAAGCAAAAUGUCGACAUUUGGUUAUUUGUAAUUAUUUUGGUGAUAUGUCAAUGAAACCAUGUGAAACCAUGUGUGAUGUAUGUACACAACGUGAACUUGUUUCGGUUAAUUUACAAAGUUUAAAAAAAAAGAAAUUUGAUGAAACAAUUAAUCGACGUUCAGCAAAUCGUAUUAUGUAUCGUAAUGAAGGCAGUGAAGAACAGUAUGAAGGUGGUCGAUUAGCAAAUCGACGUGAAGAACGUGAAUAUGGUGAUACUGAUGAUGGUUGUCAUCGACAUGAUAAUGAUACUGAAACAGCAAAAUUAGCAACAAAACUCGUUUUUAAUGAACUUAAACGACGUGCAGCGGCAAUGGAAAUUAAACCAAAAGCUUGGACAGUAGCAAGUACCAAUUGUCCAUUAAUUGAUCCAAUUAGUCGAAAAAUUCCUAAUGUUACUGUUCAACUUCGUGAACAUGUUUGUCGUAAAUUAAAAGAAGCAUUAGUUGAAAAUAUUGAAAAACAUUUUGCUAAUGAUGAAACUCAACGAAAUACACAUGAAGCAACAUGUCUUGAUAAAGCUAUUUGGCUCGAACAUCAAGUAUUUUUAGCAACAAAAAGUGAACCAAUGUAUAAAAUGAAAUAUAUGUCUAAAUGUAAUGAAAUUACAAAAGCAACAAAAAAUAAUGCCAAUUUGUAUAUAAUUGAUUCCAUGCCAACAAAUUCUGUUAAAGAAUCAUCAUGUUCACCAACAUCUUCCAAACGUAAACUUUCCGAAACUGAAAUAAAUUCUAUUUCAAAUGAACCCGAAACAAAAAUUCUUAAACAAAAUGGACAUACAGAUGAUGAACAAGAACAACAAGAUAAAUCUACUCAACCAUCAUUAUCACCAAUAAAUACAGAAAAUAAAUCACCUAAUCGAAAACGAUCAUUAUCAUCAUCAUCAUCUUCGUCAUCUUCAUCGUCAUCAUCAAGUUCAUCAACUAAUUCAUCAUCAUCAUCAUCAACUUCAACAUCUUCAUCAUCCAGUAAAGCAUCAUUACCGAAAAUAAAAAUUAAUAAUAAUAAUAAAUCACCUAAAACUCCAAUAUUAAAACGACCAAAUGGUGAAAAAUCAAAAGAAAAGAAAAAACCUAAAUUAAUUCAUCAAUCAUUAUCAACAAAAUCUAAAUCUCAAUCAACAACAAUUCAUCGACAUCGUCGUAAUUCUUUACCUAUUCAAUCAAAUUCGUCUGAUGUUAAAGCUAAACAAGCUCGUGGUACAUUAAAAACUUGUCUGGAAUCAAUGUCAAAUUUUUUGCAUCAAAAAUUAAAUGAACAAUCAUCGACGCAUUUAACAAUUCAAUCACCUAAUGAAGAACCAAUACCACCACAAGGUUCAUCAUCACCAUCAUUUCUUAAUGAUCAAGAACAACAAAUUCUUAAUACGAAUCGUCAACGUCAAACAAGUUUAGAUGAACGUAUUCGUUCAUUAUUUAAUCAUACUUCUGAUGAUGAUAAAACAACAACAAAUAAUAAUAAUACUAUUAGUAAAGAUAUAUCAAAAAAAAAUAUUCGUAAAUCAUUACCAAUGCCACCAGGAACAUUUGGUUCUGAUGAAGAACACAAAAAUAUACCAACAAAAAAACGUAGUAAUUCAUUAGGUGCUCACGGAAAAUCAACAAAUAGAAAAUCAUCAACGCAAAAUAAACGAUUAUCAUCGACUACUAGUUCAACUAGUAAUCGAAAAUCAUCAACGAAAAAAUCUCGAGAUAGCAAACUUCCUGUGAAUAUCAAAACAAUUUCAGAAGUUGUUGUUGAUGUACUCAAUCCAUUUUAUCAAGCAAAUAAAUUUUCAUCUAAAGAAUUGUUUAAAACACUUGCGAAACGUAUUUCACAACAUUUAGCUUCCAAAGAAUUUUCAAAUAUUGAUGCGGUACGUAUGGAUGCUAAAUCGUUGAUUAAACCAGCAUUUCGUCAUAAGCAUUCAAAAAUCUUAACACAUGCCGAUUUGGAUCGAAUCGUACCACCUUAA